AUGGAGCAUCAACCUGAAACCUUCCCGGCCGUCAAGGACGAGGAGAACCAACUGCCUCAAGAAGAUACCGAUGUCGAGAGUACCCAAAACCAACCUGUCCCGGAGAAGCCUACCGAGAAGGAUCCCAAUCUCGUUGAAUGGGAUGGCCCCGAGGACCCGGAGAACCCUCAGAACUUUUCGAACACACGCAAAUGGAUUAUCACCGUCACCAUGUCGUUGAUGACAAUGUGGAUUACAUUCGCAAGCAGUGUCUUCUCCACCGCAACUGUGGUCACCGCAAAGGAAUUCAAUGUCUCCGACGAAGUCAUGAUUCUAGGAACUAGUUUGACUGUCUUCGGAUUCGCCCUCGGCCCUCUGUUCUGGGCUCCCUUAUCCGAACUAUACGGCCGUCGUCUACCUCUCUUCUCAGGAUACGCCAUCUUCGCCAUCUUCCAAAUCCCCGUAGCCGUUGCCCAGAAUAUUGAGACAAUCAUGAUCUGCCGGUUCCUGAUCGGUGUCUUUGGAUGCUCCCCUCUAGCGUGCGUGGGUGGCGCCAUGGCCGAUAUCUGGAACCCCGUUGACCGCGCUGUGGCCAUCGCCAUGUUCAGCGCAGCCACUUUCCUUGGUCCCGUCCUCGGUCCGAUCAUCGGUGGCUUCAUCACCGAUAGCUAUCUAGGCUGGCGCUGGACCGCCUGGAUCACUCUCAUCGCAUCCUCCUUCUUUGGUCUGGUUGCCCUCAUUGUCGUCCCUGAGACCUACGGUCCCAAGCUACUUCAAGACCGCGCUGCCCGUCUGCGUCUCGAGACCAAGAACUGGGCCCUACACUCUUUCUUGGACGAGCACAAGCCUACCUUUUCCGACAUCGUCUACAAAUACCUCCUGCGUCCGUUCCAGAUGCUCAUCUCCGAGCCUAUUCUCAUCUGCAUAACCCUCUAUCUCGCCCUCAUCUACGGCAUCCUCUACCUGUUCUUCGAAGCCUACCCGGUCUCCUUCGGCGAAGUUCGCGGUUGGACCCACGAAGGCGUCGCUGCUCUCCCCUUUAUUGGCAUCAUGAUCGGUGUCCUCAUGGGUGUCGCCCUCAUCAUCUACACCACCAAGACCCGUUUCGCUCGCAAACUCAAAAAGCAUGGCCGCGUCGUUCCAGAGGAGCGUCUCGUCCCCAUGAUGAUCGCCUCCGUUCUUCUACCUAUCGGCCUCUUCUGGUUCGGCUGGACAUCCGACAAGAACAUCUCGUGGGUUCCACAGGUCAUCGCCGGUGUGCCGAUUGGAAUGGGCAUCCUGGUUAUUUUCAUGCAGGGUCUCAACUACAUCAUCGAUGUGUACAUGAUGUUCGCGAACUCGGCUAUCGCGGCGAACACACUUAUUCGAUCCACGCUGGGCGGGGCGUUCCCGCUGUUCGCGACGCAGAUGUACCAUAACCUGGGUGUUGCGUGGGCUUCGAGUGUUUUGGGUUUCAUUACAAUUGCUAUGAUUCCUAUUCCCGUGUUGUUCUUCAUUUACGGUGCAAGAAUUCGUGCUAUGAGUCGGUUCUCUCCGAAGUUCUAG
Molecule: messenger RNA, 1524 nt
Organism: Penicillium maclennaniae
Lineage: Eukaryota; Fungi; Ascomycota; Eurotiomycetes; Eurotiales; Aspergillaceae
Product: MFS transporter
Exons: 1
Coding region: 1-1524 (507 amino acids)
Biological process (GO): transmembrane transport
Molecular function (GO): transmembrane transporter activity
Source: RefSeq, a predicted model, not a curated record